CUUCACCCACCCGAAGACCCCCCCCCCACUCCCCCAAGAUGGGCUGCACGCUGAGCGCCGAAGACAAGGCGGCGGUGGAGAGGAGUAAAAUGAUCGACAGGAACCUGCGGGAGGAUGGCGAGAAAGCAGCCAGGGAAGUCAAGCUGCUCCUCUUGGGAGCUGGUGAGUCUGGAAAAAGCACAAUUGUCAAACAGAUGAAGAUUAUCCAUGAAGCUGGUUAUUCAGAAGAAGAAUGUAAACAGUACAAAGCUGUUGUCUACAGUAAUACAAUCCAAUCUAUUAUUGCUAUCAUUAGAGCAAUGGGGAGAUUAAAGAUAGACUUUGGGGACUCUGCCAGGGCUGAUGAUGCCAGGCAACUCUUUGUUCUAGCUGGAUCAGCGGAGGAAGGUUUUAUGACAGCAGAACUUGCUGGCGUUAUCAAGAGAUUGUGGAAAGACACUGGUGUUCAACUUUGUUUUAUCAGAUCCAGAGAAUAUCAGCUCAAUGACUCUGCAGCAUACUACUUGAAUGACUUGGACAGGAUAGCCCAAACAAGCUACAUCCCAACACAGCAAGAUGUUCUCAGGACUCGAGUGAAAACUACAGGAAUAGUGGAAACCCACUUUACGUUCAAAGAUCUCCAUUUUAAGAUGUUUGAUGUUGGAGGCCAACGCUCAGAACGGAAGAAAUGGAUUCAUUGCUUUGAGGGAGUUACAGCCAUAAUUUUUUGUGUGGCACUUAGUGAUUAUGACUUGGUCCUUGCUGAAGAUGAGGAAAUGAAUAGGAUGCACGAGAGCAUGAAAUUGUUUGACAGCAUUUGCAACAAUAAAUGGUUUACAGACACAUCUAUUAUCCUCUUCUUAAAUAAGAAGGAUCUCUUUGAAGAAAAAAUCAAAAGGAGUCCGCUCACAAUUUGUUACCCAGAAUACGCAGGAUCAAAUACAUAUGAAGAGGCAGCUGCGUAUAUCCAGUGUCAAUUUGAGGACUUGAACAAGAGAAAAGAUACGAAGGAAAUUUAUACUCAUUUCACAUGUGCCACAGAUACAAAAAAUGUGCAGUUCGUCUUUGAUGCUGUCACUGAUGUCAUCAUAAAGAAUAACCUGAAAGACUGUGGCUUAUUCUAAACAUUU
This is a messenger RNA of Euleptes europaea (tarantolino), 1109 nucleotides long. RefSeq names its product G protein subunit alpha i1 (gene GNAI1). Gene Ontology annotation, cellular component: heterotrimeric G-protein complex. The record is from RefSeq and is a predicted model, not a curated record. The transcript has 8 exons. Gene Ontology annotation, molecular function: G-protein beta/gamma-subunit complex binding; GTPase activity; G protein-coupled serotonin receptor binding. The coding region runs from base 39 to 1103 and encodes 354 amino acids. NCBI's taxonomy places the organism in Eukaryota, Metazoa, Chordata, Lepidosauria, Squamata, Sphaerodactylidae. Gene Ontology annotation, biological process: adenylate cyclase-modulating G protein-coupled receptor signaling pathway.